This is a messenger RNA of Notechis scutatus (mainland tiger snake), 428 nucleotides long. NCBI's taxonomy places the organism in Eukaryota, Metazoa, Chordata, Lepidosauria, Squamata, Elapidae. The record is from RefSeq and is a predicted model, not a curated record.
AUGUCCCUCCAGGAGGCUGAGCGGCCGGUCCAGCCUCACCGUACCGUCCUUGUCUUUUCAGGUGGAUGCCGAGUUACCCACACAGCCCAAGGUGGCCCCGCUGACCAGGACGGAGAAGGUGCAGGAAGAGCGAAAACCGAAUCGUCUGAGCACCGAGGAGCUGAGCAAAAUUGAAGAAGAAGACGUCUUGGAUAAGAUGCUGGACCAGACCAGAGACUUUGAGGAGCGACGGCUGAUCCGGGCAGCCAUGCGGGAUCUGCGCCAGCGGAAGCGAGACCAGCGAGAGAAGGAGCGGAACGAGCGGCUGCAAGAGGCCAAAGCGAAGGGGGGCUCCCACACCACCGAGACCACCUCCCAGCAUAGCCGAACCUCAGCAGAUGGAUCCGCCGUCAGCACGGUCACCAAAACCCAGCGCCUCGUGCAGUCCA